Messenger RNA from Gigantopelta aegis, 1881 nucleotides. RefSeq names its product transmembrane protein 50B-like. Gene Ontology annotation, biological process: protein targeting to vacuole; late endosome to vacuole transport via multivesicular body sorting pathway. Bases 135 to 614 code for a protein of 159 amino acids. The record is from RefSeq and is a predicted model, not a curated record. Lineage: Eukaryota; Metazoa; Mollusca; Gastropoda; Neomphalida; Peltospiridae. The transcript has 6 exons.
GCGGAAGCUACAUGCUAAAUGAGGAAGAAAUUUAUGAUAGGAAAACAAUAACGUAUUAGAUUCGUAAUUCGACAUCGUGUAUGACCAGCCGAACAGUAACUAAUUAGACUGAUUGUUGCUAUAACAAUCAUACAAUGUCUGGGUUUUUGGAUAACUGUAACUGGCCCAAAUGCGACUGCAUCGAGUUGGGUGAUCGCCGAAACCUGGUGGCGUCCGUUGUGUCGGGAGUAAUGUUCUUCAGCGGGUGGUGGGUUGUGAUCGAUGCAGCUGCAAAGUACCCAGACAUGAAGGACUUCAACCACGCCUACCACACCCCGGGGGUCAUCGGCACCCUCGCCUUCUUCCUAAUAAAUUCUGUAUCUAAUGGUCAGAUUCGAGGUGACAGUUAUACAACUGGAUGUAUUGGUCAAACAGGAGCACGGGUCUGGCUGUUCAUUGGCUUCUUGCUGGCAUUCGGUUCUUUAAUUGCGGCAUGCUGGAUUCUCUUUGGCUUUUAUGUUGUACAGUUUGUUUCCCCUGACUGGCCUGGUAUUGCAGUGUUUUUGCAGAAUGCCUUGAUUUUCUUCAGUGGUCUGGUUUUCAAGUUUGGCCGCACAGAGGACUUGUGGGGCUGAGCUCAGACUCAGAAUGUUUUAAUCUCGUCCUGUGUUUAUAAGUGUCUGGUGUCGAAUACUUGGAGUGGCAGGCUGCACACAGUAUAAACCUUGCAUCAACUCACUGUUUACUGUCACCAACUCGCUGACUGUUUACUGUCACCAACUCGCUGACUGUUUACUGUCACCAAAUCGCUGACUGUUUACUGUCAUCAACUUGCCGACUGUUUACUGUCAUCAACUUGCCGACUAUUUACUGUCAUCAACUCGCUGACUGUUUACUGUCACCAACUUGUCGACUGUUUACUGUCAUCAACUUGCCGACUGUUUACUGUCAUCAACUCGCUGACUGUUUACUGUCAUUAACUUGCUGUACUGUAGUCAUCAACUCGCUUACUGUUUACUGUCAUCAACUCGCUGACUGUUUACUGUCAUCAACUCUCCAACUGUUUACUGUCACCAAUUCACUGACUGUUUACUGUCAUCAACUGGCUGACUGUUUACUGUCAUCAACUCGCUGACUGUUUACUGUCAUCAACUUGCCGACUGUUUACUGUCAUCAACUCGCCGACUGUUUACUGUCAUCAACUCAUUGACUGUUUACUGUCAUCAACUCGCCGACUGUUUAUUGUCAUCAACUGGCUGAACUGUUUGCUUGGAUCAGCAACAUAGUUAUCAGUAUAACGAAUGAUAUGGUUAUCGUUGUAACCAAGAUGAUGAUAAUUGUUAUAGCCCUGUGUUGUUAUUUAUGUAUGACACAGUGUUGUAUUAACGGUCACAAUAAAGUAACUUGUGCAUUGGUUUGGUGUUAAAUGAAAUGUGGACACUCUUUUUCACUUUUUCAUUUGUGGUAGAGGCUGCGACAGUAUCAACAUUUGUUUUGGGUUAAAGUUUCACAUUUAGCUCAAUUUCACACAAACUAUAAGUCCUACUUCACUGAAACUUGGGUUAUAGUUGUGCCUGUACACGUUCAUCAUAGUGCAUGAAAUUUUUUUAUUGGUGAAUUUUUUAUUGUUUUUAAAGUUUAAUCUUUUUUUUUUUCUUUUUUUUUUAACAUGCAUUGAGAUGAAGAUUUAUGGUUGAAUUUGUCAGCAACAUCGAAUAUGUUUAUUGUAAGAAGACAUUUAACUCGGCGGAAUUCUUGUUGUUGUUGAUUGUAAACAUGCAGCUUACAUGUGAUGUACAAUGUGAAACUACAUGUAUAUUUUAAUUGUGGUAUGAAAACUUCAGCUUACAUGUUGUGUACAAUAAUAAACAUAUACCCUAAUUGAGGUAUGACAAAAUAAAA